AUGGGAAAAUCGGCUGCUUUGUUCCUAAGCUGUUUCGUCUUUUACAAUGUUUUAAGCAUUACCAAGCAAAAUGUUGAACAAUUGGAAAGUAAUGAAGUUUACAAUAAAGAUGUGAACACCGGGGAACCUCCAGUUAUUGAGAUGGAAAAGGUCGAUAAGGAAGAAAACAAGAAUAAUCCGGCGAAAGGAAAGAAAAAUACGGAUAAUCCUAGAAAGCCUGUUAAGUUGACAAUGAAACAAGGACUGCUAAUGAAUCAGGUCCUUUCUACUUACGUCAUGUCCGGUAUAAAAAACAAAAAAUGCAAAAAACACAUGGAUGAAUACAAGAUUGGAUUGAGGGCUUUUGAACCAUGGGCACUUAAAAUGUUCGACUCGUCAUCUAAAAUUCAAGCGGGCAUUCUUUAUGGAAAUUUAAUGGAUUAUGGGGCUUUUGAUCAGUGUUUAAAAAUAUAUCAUUACCAAGAUGGUAAUGGGUCAAUAUAUGGUAAAUUUUGUACAAUACAUAUACAACCAGAUGAAAAUUUAUUAAAAAUAAUAUCUGGUUUUAACAAUAUUUCCGACGCUAGAUUUGAAAGGGCAAAAAAAACAGUUAUGGAAGGAAAUCAUCUCACUUGGUCUGUUUGUGUACCCCACUCUUGUCAAGCUGACGAUAUCCUUCCACAUUUUAAUAAAACCAUAGUGGCACUUACCGAGGGAAUCAAUCUCAAAGUAUCACUGAAUGAUUAUCAAUGCACCUCAGCUUUGAAAAAAGUUAUGGUGGAGAAUUGGGAAUAUGGACCAUUAUUGUAUGUUUUCUCCAUUAUACUUGCAGUAAUUAUAGCAACUUUACUGGACAUUUUUGGAAAGAAAAAACGUCAAAGACAGCAUUGGUUUGUUAAUUCGUUCUCUGCCUGCGCAAACUUUGCCAGACUGGUGGAGAAAAACAGUAGGCCUUGCGAGUUAGGAUGCCUGCACGGAAUCAGAUUUCUGAGCAUUACGUACGUAGUGUACAACCAUCGGUACAUGGCCAGAAUGAUUUAUCCUACCGUCAACUCCUUUUAUUUACUCGAGUGGUCAUCAAAAUACGCCAGCAUGAUAAUCCUAGGAGGCUCGGUUUGCGUGGAUACCUUUUUAUUGGUAAGUGGCCUACUCCUAAGCUACAACUUCUUCGAUUACGUCACGAAACACGGCAAAAUCAACUGGUUCGCUUUCUACUUACAAAGGUAUUUCCGUAUAACGAUACCUCUAAGUGUGGCAGUAAUAUGGAACGCGAUUGCUAUCAGGCAUUUUGGAUCUGGUCCCCUUUGGCAACAAGCGCUGGCUAUGGAGGCAAACAAUUGUCGAGAAUUUUGGUGGAUAAGAAUUUUGGAAAGCCAAGUUAUCAGGAAACAUUACCUAGUUCCACAUACCAGAAGUUCAACCUACAUAAUGGGACUAGGUUUAGGAUACGUUUUGUUUAGAAUGAGAGAUAAACAAAUAAAGCUUAAUGAGUACACAGUAUUCAUGGGCUGGUUGAUUGGUUCACUUUUCUUGCUACUUCCUGUAUUUGGUACGCAUGUUUUCAACGACGAAACACAUCCAUACAACAGGUUGGAAUCUUCGCUUUUUUUAAGUUGUUCCAGAUCCGGUUGGGCUUUAGGAGUUGCCUGGAUUAUUUUUAGCUGUGUUUACGGUUAUGGAGGUAAUUUUAUUUCUUUAAUUUUGUUCUAG
Molecule: messenger RNA, 1689 nt
Organism: Brassicogethes aeneus
Lineage: Eukaryota; Metazoa; Arthropoda; Insecta; Coleoptera; Nitidulidae
Source: the annotation of a GenBank genome assembly